Molecule: messenger RNA, 567 nt
Organism: Scutellospora calospora
Lineage: Eukaryota; Fungi; Glomeromycota; Glomeromycetes; Diversisporales; Gigasporaceae
Source: the annotation of a GenBank genome assembly
AUGACCCGUCGUAAGAAACGUCAGAAAGAAAAAAAAAAACAAAAGGCUAGAGAAGAUUCUAAUAUGGAUAUUGAUGAUGACUUGACGGAAAUUAAUGCUAGUGAUAUGUUAACUCCUAUCAUAUGCCAUAAUUCACAUUACCCAUUACUUAUGAACUUGCUAGUUCUUAUGUCUUUAACAAAUAAUACUCUCGAACUUUACACGAUAGGCCUUCCUGUCAAGAAAAAAGAUAAAUUAUUAGAAAAUACCAUUUCAUCAAAAUUGUAUUCCGUUGACCUUCCUGGCCAUCGUAAUGAUGUCAGAACUUUAGCAUUAAGUUUUGACGAUGAAUUAUUUUCGUUUUUACCAGGAAACCGAAAUGUAAUAAUCGGUACAAAACUUGGGUAUUUGGAACUAUUUGAUAUCGCGUCUUCAUCUCAAAUAGAAUCAAUUAAAGCAUAUGAUGGACCAAUAUGGUCCUUGCAAGUUCGACCAGACAAACGCGAAUUGGUGACAGGGAGUGCCGACUCUAACGUCAAAUUUUGGGAAUUUAGCACAUCUCAAAAAGCCGAUACUAAUGAAUCUCAG